This is a messenger RNA of Labeo rohita (rohu), 1735 nucleotides long. RefSeq names its product AHA1, activator of heat shock protein ATPase homolog 1a (gene ahsa1a). Bases 311 to 1327 code for a protein of 338 amino acids. The transcript has 9 exons. Gene Ontology annotation, cellular component: cytosol. The record is from RefSeq and is a predicted model, not a curated record. Gene Ontology annotation, molecular function: ATPase activator activity; protein-folding chaperone binding. Gene Ontology annotation, biological process: protein folding; positive regulation of ATP-dependent activity. Lineage: Eukaryota; Metazoa; Chordata; Actinopteri; Cypriniformes; Cyprinidae.
GCUGGUUAAGCGGACAAGUAACCUCUCGACUACUUCUUGCAUAUUUCCUCACUGCCUCCUUCGGAUUUCCCCAAAUUUAAGAGUUUUGUUUUGUGCUUUUUAUAUAAGCCUACUCUUUACGUCCUAUACUGUUCCCGUAUAUUCUCAUGAAUAUUUAUGCUACUUCAUCGACGCAGCAAAUCAGCUGAGCUCCUCCUGCAUACGUUUAUUCUGUAAUUCACGAAUUUACAUCUGUCAGUCCCUGCGCUAGUAUCCCGCAUCCGCGGUUUAUCGGAACAUCUCAGUUUUUUGAAAUAAUCUAAAUUCUGUCAUGGCCAAAUGGGGAGAGGGAGACCCGCGCUGGAUUGUGGAAGAAAGAGCAGAUGCGACAAAUGUCAAUAACUGGCACUGGACAGAGAGAGAUGUCACAAGCUGGUCUCAAGAUGCAAUAAAUGGUCUCCUUCUUGGGCUUCGUGUAGAGGGUGAAGCAGGCUCAUGCGAGAUCACAGACGUAACCAAUAUAGAUGGCGAGGCCUCUAUCAACAACCGCAAAGGGAAACUCAUCUACUUCUAUGAGUGGGUUGUUAAAGCCUCGUGGACUGGUACAAAUAAAAUGGGAAUCAAAUAUAAAGGCACUGUGGAAAUACCAAAUCUCUCGGAUGAAAAUGACAUGGAUGACUUAGAUAUUUCUGUUUCGCUCUGUAAAGACCAGCCAAGCACACCGCUGACUGAUCUCAUGAGAAAGGAGGGAGUCAAGAAAAUCAGAAUGGCACUGGGCAACUAUGUCAAGCAUCUCAAAACAGAGUUCUCUCAGGGUAUGAUUUUACCAACAGAAAAAGCGCUCAACAAACAGAACGAGGAGACACAAGCCAAGGUCCAACUAGACAAAACCCAAAUUGGAUCCUCCACAACAAAAAAUGCUCCCAACACUGGAGUUAAAAUUUCAACAGUGUCUUUAACAAUGAAAGACAGCUUCCUUACCUCACCAGAAGAGCUGUACAGAGUUUUCUUAACCCAAGAGAUGGUACAAGCAUUUACACACCUUGCUGCUUUUGUGGAUGGGUGCUCGGGUGGCAAAUUCCGGCUGCUGGAAGGAAAUGUUCUUGGGCAGUUUGCAGAACUGAUCCCAGACCAGAAAAUUGUCAUGAAAUGGAGGUUUUCAAGUUGGCCAGCUGGACACGCAGCAACCGUCAUUUUAAAUUUCAUCAAUCAAGGCAGUGAGACAGAGCUUAUUAUGGAGGCCAGAGGAGUCCCCAGCAAUGAGGAGGAAAGAAUGAAAGAGGGCUGGCAGAGAUACUAUUUUGAUGCCAUUAAACAGACAUUUGGUUAUGGAGCACGUCUCUGCUGAGCCAGUGUUAUGCCAUGCCAGAAACUCGGGACAUAAUACAAAUAACUUAAAAAGAAGAAAGGACACCUGUGAACAUGUGCCACUUGUUGUAUACCCUACCUGCACUAGUUAAAUACCCACAAACAUCUGUGCCUUUACAAUGAAAAACAGGCUCCUAGAUUCUUUUUGUAUUUGUUAUUGCAAUUGCAUUAGAGCUUAUGUUAUGUUUGAAAGUAACAUAUAUGUUUGAAUGUUAUAUCUGGGCAUUCCAGAUAUAGAUAAUGAAGUAUUUAAAAUAUUUUAUAUGUGAAAAUAUGUUUGCCUGUGAUGAAGUGAAAGUGGCAUUGAUUGUAUGAUCAUGAUACCUCUUAAACACAUUGUCAAGUCUGAGUUGUAAUAAAAUAAUAAAACGAGAAAUAAAUGUUUUAA